GGUAAAAAUGUAAUGCGAAAAAUGGCUGAAUCGAAAAGAUCUACAACAACUUCGUCCUCAUCGAGCAGCAGCAAGUCGCGAAAAUCGCGUAGUGAAUUGAUCCGCACCGUCGUCGGAAGUUAUUUGAAGCAACGCAACUACGUGGUGAAUGACCGUUAUCGUAAGUCCGAUUUGAUCCUAACGCAAUCCGUCGAACAAUUCGUAAUGAACACUGCCAUCAAGAACGAAAUAUCUAAGGCAAAUAGUUUUCUGUUUUCAAACAUCUUCUGCCUAAACAACAAUCCAGCUCAAGUUGAGCUGCAUUUCACCAAACUUUGCAAUUUUAUCGAAUGUCAACCGGAGCAAGUUCGACUCGAACUGUCGGAACUGGUUAAUCCCUUACUUUGCCAUCUGUACAUUGAAAUGCUGAAAGGGCGCGAUUGGCGUCCGGCAAUCGAGUUCCUGCGGAAUCACGCUCCACUGCUGGGCCAUAUCGAACCGUCGUCGGCGCCAGUUGGCAAUUCCCCGCUGAUCAUGAAUCAGAAAAUUAACGGAACAGUCGAAGACCAGCAGACCGCUGGUAUUCCCGUUUCAACGGUGCAGCAUGCAGCGAUCGUGUACUCACCGGCGUCGACAGUGGCCACUACGAAUACCGCCGGUGCAUCCAAACUAGAAACAUUUAAACAAUUAAUCAGCAAAUUGUCACAGAUCACCCGCAUUCAGGAUUUGGAAAGUGAUCCGCUCACACUGCAGUUCCGAUCCUGUCAGUACGAAAUCCGCCUUUGUCAGGCGGCUGUUGUUGCGCUACGUCGAUAUUUGGGCAAAUACGGCCAUUCGUUGAUACUUCACAUCUUGCGAAACUGGUUCUACUUCGACACCAGCGACGACAAAGAUUUUGCUGACUACAGUCCGGAUACGGUGGAAUCGGAACAGUCGAAGAAACCUCGGUUGGUGGUUGCCAAUGGACAGGAACUAAUUAAUGGAGAUAUUUCGAUGGAGCUCGACGCUGUGGAAGCUCCUGAACCGGAGUACAAUUUCUCCGAACACACAGAGGAGGAAAAUAAUAAACACCUACUACGGAAUGGUUUCAGUCAUGGUUUUCUUUCGCACAAAAUUCGUCAGCUAAAUCGUGGCGGUUUUGAUGCGGAUGGUAAUGCGUUAGAGAAUCGUGGACGGUCUGCCGAGCUUUCCACGGUUAAUAUGGAUGACGAUGAUGAAGAUGAUAGCGCAGAAGAUUUGCCGUCACUAGAGGAACUACCGGCGAAGGUGGAAGAUGCAUCGUUUCCAGAUGGUAGUGAGCAACAGCUGGCAGAUGAUAUUGGUGGUUUAUUUCGCAAAAUAACUUCAGCGGAACGGUUGCGGAAGUUGCGCGAAUGUCAGCAAAGACUGUCCCACUACAUGGCGCCACUUUGCGUCUACCAGGUGGAGAACGUUGACGAUCGGUUAACGUCGGUGGCGAUCGACUCGGACAGUUGUCACCUGGCCAGCGGAUUCGAGGAUUCUUCCAUCAUGAUUUGGUCGGUCAACCGCAGUACGCAGAUUGGCCGAAAGCCGUACGCUACCGUACAGGAUCGGCAAUGCAGCUGGAAUGUGACUUCAUGUGAUAGUAGGUUUAGUGAGGAUGAUGAGGAGGAAGAGGAUGAAAGCGACGCUGCUGCUAGUGGAAAUGAUUGGAGGGAGGAAACUGCACACCACUCAGAUAGUGCACGAGAUGGUAGCAGCUUGGGGAACUUGUUUCGCGUCCGAUCGCAAUCGGAGAUUAAUAGGCUGAACAAGCUGCUGCCUGUUUACAGCAGGCGUCAGAACAAACGUGAGCGAUGGAAGCAAUUUAUGGAGCGCCGGUGCAGUGAAAAUGUUUACACCGAAACGGGAGGAGUGACGCUGCGCGGCCAUUCCAGUGCCAUUACCGAUCUGCUCUUCUCCGGUCACGGUCCGUUACUGAUGAGCGUUUCACGGGACCGAACCAUGCGGACGUGGCACGCAUCCGACUAUAACUGCCGAGCAGUCUACCGAGGUCACAACCACCCGCUCUGGUGCGUUGCGGAAAGUCCUACCGGCUUGUACCUAGCCACGGGGUCACGCGAUACCACGGCACGUCUUUGGUCAACGGAACGGGAAUUUUCACUGCUAACCUUCGUGGGCCAUACGCAGGACGUCGAUGCGGUUGCUUUCCAUCCGAACGGAAACUACCUGGCGACUGGGUCGACUGACUUGACCGUCCGACUUUGGUGCGUCGCCACUGGGAGGCUACUUCGGGUCUUUACCGAUUGUCGACAGCCGAUCCAAACGAUUUGCUUCAGUCCGGACGGAAAAUACCUGGCGGCCGGUGGUGAAGAAAGCCGGGUAAGAAUUUUCGAUCUAUCCGCUGGUUCUCAGUUAACUGAACUGCGUGAUCACACAUCGGCAGUGACGUGUGUUACCUGGAGCUCAAACGGGCACCAUUUAGUAUCGGCCGGUGCAGACGGUAUAGUGCGCAUUUGGGAUGCAGUUCGAAUGGUUUCAUCUUCCUCGACGUCUGGUGGCAGUGGUGCAUCGACUGGUAGUCAGCAAAAUGCAACCAAUAGUCCUAACGCUGCUACCGCUAGCAGCAGUAGCAACAGCGGCAUCAGCUCAAGUAAUUCUACGAAUCAGAAAAGUUCCAACUCCAGUGGCUCUUCGUCAUCAAGCAAUAAUCUCCUGCUGGCCUAUGCGACAGGUUGCCGCCGAAUCUACCGAGUACGCUACAAUCACCUCAACGUAAGUCUCGGUUGUAUAGGCAACAGCUAAAACGCACGAGUUUUAAGUAUUAUUUAUUGCUACUCUUUGUCGUUCUCGUCCCCCUUGUCCCCUUUCAUAUACUCAGAGUGUUCCGCUGUUGAAUCCUUUGCGGCAGCAUGUUUAGUUUAUACUAGUUGUCCUAGAUGGAACGGAAAUAAUGUGACG
This is a messenger RNA of Sabethes cyaneus, 2901 nucleotides long. RefSeq lists its product as uncharacterized. Lineage: Eukaryota; Metazoa; Arthropoda; Insecta; Diptera; Culicidae. Bases 13 to 2745 code for a protein of 910 amino acids. Gene Ontology annotation, molecular function: protein binding; RNA polymerase II general transcription initiation factor activity. The record is from RefSeq and is a predicted model, not a curated record. The transcript has 5 exons.